Molecule: messenger RNA, 2786 nt
Organism: Poecile atricapillus (Black-capped chickadee)
Lineage: Eukaryota; Metazoa; Chordata; Aves; Passeriformes; Paridae
Gene: GCGR
Product: glucagon receptor
Exons: 14
Coding region: 726-2291 (521 amino acids)
Biological process (GO): cell surface receptor signaling pathway; adenylate cyclase-activating G protein-coupled receptor signaling pathway
Cellular component (GO): plasma membrane
Molecular function (GO): glucagon receptor activity; peptide hormone binding
Source: RefSeq, a predicted model, not a curated record
AGCCGGUCCCGGUAGGUCGCUCUUUCUGGGCUGUGUUUACCUGCAGCGGGACAGGGGCGGCAAACGCUGACCCGUCACGGCCGGCGGUGGCCGGAGCGCGGCUGUCGAGGCGGCUCUCGGCGGUCCCUGGGGAUCCGAGCAGCCAGCUCGGGGCACGGCAGGAGCGGGCGGCGCGCUGGGACCGGGGAAACCUCCCGGAGGAACGGGCCACCGGCCUGCUCCCUCGCGGCUGCCCCCGCCGCUCCGCCCGUCCCCGCCGCCGAACCGAGCCGGUGCCCGGGAGUGGGGCGGGGCAGGGACAAGCGGCGGCGCUCCCGCAGCUCCCGAGAGCGACCGCCGGUGAUGCGGGGGGCAGCGCCAAGCGCUCGGGCGGGGCUGGGGCACCGGGCUGUGCCCCCCUCGUGCCCGCGGGAGGAGCGGGGCGGCGGGACGUGGCUCCGCGCCCGCGGUCCCUCCCCCCGAGCCGGUCCCUCCCCCUGAGUCGGCACAGCCGCUGCCGUCGCGGCUCCGCUAAAGUUUUCGCCGAGUGCGCCGGACCCGGUUCCCACCGGUCCCGAGAUGCGUUCGGGAGCCGCCGCGAGCCCAGCCCCGACAGCUCUGUCCCAGGAGUCCCCGUGACCAGGAAUCUUGCACAGGGUUGCCCACAUGCCAGGGCCGUCACCACCAGGGUGGAGAAGCUGCUGAGGGCCAGUAGGAAGCCGUGUGUCCUGCGCUGUGUCCUAUGCAUGUGGUCCAGAGGAGGGAUGUCCCAGCCACAUCUCUUUACCCUCCUGGUGCUGCUGCUCUGCUGCCAGGGCCCCUCUGCCCAGAUCACGGAUAAUGUCGUUGAGAGAUGGAAGGAGUACAGCGAAGAGUGCCAGCGCAACAUGAGCCGCCUGCCUGCGCCCACAGAGCUGGUCUGUAACCGCACCUUCGACAAGUUCUCAUGCUGGCCUGACACGAUGCCCAACAGCACAGCCAGUGUGCCCUGCCCCUGGUUCCUGCCCUGGUACCAGAAAGUGAAGCACAGACACGUCUUCAAGACCUGUGGGCCAGACGGACAGUGGGUGACAGGGCCACGGGGACAGUCCCUGCGCGAUGCUACACAGUGUGAGCAGGAUGACGAGGACCUAAAGGCGCAGGAAAAAUUUGCCAAGACCUAUGGCAGCUUCAAGGUGAUGUACACUGUGGGCUACUCUGUGUCCCUGUGUGCACUGCUGCUUGCCCUGGCCCUGCUGCUGGGCUUCAGCAAGCUGCACUGCAUGAGGAACUACAUCCAUAUGAACCUCUUCGCCUCCUUCAUCUUGAAGGGCGUCUCUGUGCUGGUCAUUGACGCCCUGCUCAAGACCCACUACAGUGACAAGAUCGAUGGCUACAACGUGCAGGUCUGGCUGAGCGACGAGGCAGCCGCAGGCUGCCGGGCAGCCACGGUCUUCAUGCAGUACGGCAUCGUGGCCAACUAUUGCUGGCUGCUGGUGGAAGGCAUCUACCUGCAUAACCUGCUGGUGGUGGCCGUCUUCUCCGAGAGGAGCUACUUCACCCUCUAUCUGUGCAUCGGCUGGGGGGCGCCCAUGCUGUUCCUGAUUCCCUGGGUCAUCGUGAAGUUCCUCUACGAAAACAUACAGUGCUGGUCCACGAACAACAACAUGGGCUUCUGGUGGAUCCUUCGCUUCCCCGUGUUCCUGGCCAUCCUGAUCAAUUUCUUCAUCUUCAUCCGCAUCAUUCAGAUCCUUGUUUCCAAGCUCCGUGCACACCAGAUGCGCUACACUGACUACAAGUUCAGGUGGGUGCUGGACAUGGCUCACCCUGUGUUCCCAUGGUGCACACGCAUGUGUGUCCACCCGGUGACCCCAUCCCACAGGCUGGCCAAGUCCACACUGACACUGAUCCCACUGCUGGGCAUCCACGAGGUGGUCUUCGCUUUCAUCACAGAUGAGCAUGCCCAGGGCACGCUGCGUUACGUCAAGCUCUUCUUCGACCUCUUCCUGAGCUCCUUCCAGGGGAUGCUAGUGGCCAUUCUCUACUGCUUCGUCAACAAGGAGGUGCAGGCUGAGCUGCUGAAGCGGUGGCAGCGCUGGAAGCUGGGGAAGGACCUGGCUGAGGAGUACAAACACACCUACAGCCACGGACCCAGUGCCCGCAACGGCGCUGGCAGCACCUGUGAGAAGCACCAGCUGCCGGGCGGGAGGGCUGUGCUGAGCUGCUGGGAUGCCGCCGUUCCCUGCCCUGACCUCCCCAGGUGCUGGCGGGCACUGGGACCUGCCACCCUGGUGAGGGUGCUGCAGUGGGCACAUGGACAAGGGACACAGUGAGGCAGGCAAGUGGGACCUGGACCUCUGGAAGGGGGAACUGUGGGGCCAGGGGGAUCUAUGGGGGUGGGAGUUUGUCCUAUGGUGCUGCCCCCGUGCACCUUCGAGUCGCUGUGCGCAGUGCUGUAAUUUAUCUGUCAUAUCUGUAAAUAGAUGUGGGCCCGUGCCGGGCUGCAGGGCCAGCUCCGCGUGUGCCUCUCUGUGGGCUCUGGGGACACUGGGGACAUGUGACACGUGUGGACCAUGCUCCCAAGCCACAGCCAUGGAUGAGGAGCUGGCACCUGGCAGGGAUAGGCUGCACCAGAAGACAGCCCCACUGACUGCCCCACUGCCAGAGCCCCAGCCCAGCAGCCCUGCUGCCCUGCUGCCUGCCCCACGGUGCUGCACAAGUCAGUGGGGCAGACGUGCAGCAGCUGCAGCCGCUGCAGCGCUGCCGGCCGGGGCUCCAGCUCCCCCAGCACGCGCUUUCCUUUGGCCGCUAAUCGGCUCUGUCCUCUC